Messenger RNA from Pyricularia oryzae 70-15, 1766 nucleotides. RefSeq lists its product as uncharacterized. NCBI's taxonomy places the organism in Eukaryota, Fungi, Ascomycota, Sordariomycetes, Magnaporthales, Pyriculariaceae. The record is from RefSeq and is a predicted model, not a curated record. The transcript has 2 exons. Gene Ontology annotation, cellular component: zeta DNA polymerase complex. Bases 108 to 1472 code for a protein of 454 amino acids.
CCAGGCAUACCAGAAAUAAGAAAUAUAAAAAUACUCAUGGAUUAAAAAAAGAGAAACAGUUUAGAGGGAAUUCUACGAAGAACAAAAAGCCAAGUUGAUUUAGCUGGAUGAGAAUGGAAUUAUGCGCGCCACCAUCGGUGCCAGGGGCCAGGAGUAGGAGCCCAUCACCAUCCAGGCCUGGCUCACCAACUGCGAGCGAGCCAUCCUUGCCUUUACCACAAGCAUACACUUUGAUGAGCUCCUUCAACUCCUUCUUGACAGUCGCGAUCCACAACAUUCUCUACUACCGGGGCAUCUAUCCGCAGCGGACCUUCAUGUCCGUCCGCGCCUUCAACCUCCCCGUGCAUCAGAACCGCCACCCUGCCGUGUGCAGCUGGGUUCACGAUGCCGUCGACGCCGCGAUAGCUCAGAUUGCUGAUGGCGCCGCCCAGCGGAUUGGUAUCGUAAUCCAUGCUCCUCCAGUCAAGCCUCUUCCUGCCAAAACCAGGACGGACAAGGCUGCUGCCGCUCCCGCCAACACCACCACCACGCCGGGCCAGAAAUCCGGAACAAAGCCCCCCCCUGGAACCAUGGGCCCUCCUCCACUGCCGGCAAAGAGAGCUAUUGCCAUAUCAACUGGCAAGGUCUCACGACCGGCCACUCAGCCCUCGCCUGCCACGACCAGAGCGGCGCAGACCACCAUAUCAGCAACCAGCCCUGCCACUACCAAGACGACCCCUGGGGCGGACAAAGACUCGUCGAGGCCUGCCAAGCCUCCUCCGCCAAAGCCUGGGGCCGUGCUCGAGCGCUGGAUGUUUGACGUUUCCGAGUUCCCCGCCUGGCCUGGCGGGGCUGAGGCUCUGCUAAACUUUGGCGUAGACGAUCCCAAGAAGAAGCCCGACAAGAAGAAGAAGGGCGAUGCAAAGGAAGGCGACGGGGACGGUGGCCGAUCUGCUGAGGGAGCCGAUGGUGGCGACGGCGAAGAGGAUGACGAGGAUGAAGACUCCGAGUCCGGCGAGGAGGCAGCUGAAUUCACCGACAGCGAUGAAGAGCAAGAAAACGACGAAGAGGGCGACCAAGAGCAACGGCCGGCCUCUGAUAGAGAACUAGAGCUGGCAGCUGUGGCACCAGAAGACGAGAUAAACUGGGUUGACGUCAAUGAACACCUUCGCGGGGCCGUCAAGCGCCUAGCAAAUACUGGCGAGCAGCUUGCACGUCUACCUGAGGGCUGCACCUUCACCAUUGCCGUCGAGUUGCGGGAUAAUGCUCGCCCACCACUCAAGCACCCCCAAGCCUGGAUCCCAACGCAGUCAAAGUCGCAGCCGCCAGCAAAGAAAAGGCUUAAGCAUAGCCAAGAUGUUGGUGCUGCCAGAACAACGGCUGUUCGCUCUGUUGAAGCCGGACCCCUUUUCUUUGAGUGUUGGGUAGAAGAAAGCAAGGCCAAGUUGCUCGAAUCCACUCAAAACCUGGUUUCUAAGUCAAAGUCCCCAUGAGAGAGGAGCCAUAACGUCAAAACUCCGUCAUAUGAUCGAGAAAGUAAGCGAGUAGUGAAUGGUCCAAUCAGUCACUAUCAAACGCUGUAUUCCCUAGUAUAGAAACUACUAGCUGGAUAUGCACACUAAGGCAGAUAUGCUAUGUAAGAGUAAAAAGGCCAUAUUAGGUACAGGCCUUUGAGAAUAUAACCAACCUAGAGUACACAGCCGACCACAAACAGGUCUGGCUCUUGUCGUCCCACACAGAAAGCCAUGAGAAGCCUAGAACGCCGAACCUAAAACAUUGCCUCGUGA